AAACUAUUGCUUACUUCCACUGCUGCUAGUGCUAUUCUACUAUGCUUCUACUCCUCCACCCAAUUCCAACGCGCUCUUUUCUUCAUUCUUGAUUGGCUUCCGUGACCGCCGGUGGCGGUGGACACAGAUCCCCAUCUCACAUUCUUAGAAUAUCACACGCUUUCUUGGGUUCAUCUUCAUGGAAACCAGCAACACAGCCAAUAAGUUGCAGAAGAAGCGCAAAUGGUUCCUUCUGUUUGUUUUUUCGCUCUUAUUCUCUACUCUUUUGAUUCUCAUUACCAUUACUUUUUCGUCCGCUUCUACCCAGUUGCUGUUUCUUCGCCAGCUUGGAAACACUAAUAAUUUCCGUCCUCAGUUUCCGCAUUUUGUGGAAUUUAAGUUGCCUAAACCUGUGGUUUCACCAAGAAGGUUACCUCGGCUUGCGUAUUUGAUAUCUGGAUCUGCUGGGGAUGGAGUGAGCGCGAAGAGGACACUGAAAGCGUUGUAUCAUCCGAGGAAUCAGUAUGCGGUGCAUUUGGACUUGGAAGCGACGUCGGAGGAGAGGUUGGACCUAGUGAUGUGGGUGAGAAGCGAGAAGCUUUUUAAGGAGGUGGGGAAUGUGAGGGUUGUUGUGAGGUCUAAUUUGGUAACGUAUAGAGGUCCUACUAUGGUUAGUAAUACCCUUCAUGCUGCGGCCAUUUUGUUGAGGGAUGGUGGGGACUGGGAUUGGUUUAUCAAUUUGAGUGCUUCCGAUUAUCCCUUGCUUACUCAAGAUGAUCUGCUUCAUACUUUGUCUACAAUUCCAAGAAACCUUAAUUUUAUUGAGCACACCAGUGACAUUGGUUGGAAGGAGUAUCAGAGAGCCAAGCCUGUCAUAAUUGAUCCAGGGUUGUACAGCCUGCAAAAGUCAGAUGUUUAUUGGGUCUCAGAGAAAAGGAGUGUGCCAACAGCAUAUAAGCUGUUUACAGGUUCUGCUUGGAUGAUGCUUUCUCGCCCUUUUGUGGAAUAUUGCCUUUGGGGUUGGGACAACCUCCCAAGGAUAGUCCUCAUGUAUUAUGCGAACUUCCUAUCUUCUCCUGAGGGGUAUUUCCACACGGUAAUCUGCAAUGCUGAGGAGUUCAAGAACACUACAGUUAACCAUGACCUUCACUUCAUAUCUUGGGACAACCCUCCCAAACAACACCCACAUUUCCUCACAGUUGAUGACUACCAGAGAAUGGUUGACAGCAAUGCCCCAUUUGCUAGGAAAUUUGGCAAGAACGACCCAGUUCUUGACAAGAUCGAUUCCAAUAUUUUGGGUCGCACAGCUGAUGGUUUUGUUCCAGGUGGGUGGUUCAGAAACAAAGGAGAUGCAAAUGGGACAAUCCCAGAUAACAUCAACACAAACACAACUGAACUUAAUCCUGGCCCUGGUGCUCAAAGGCUGAAGCGUCUGAUCACUAGUCUUUUGUCAGCAGAAGAUUUUCACUCGACACAUUGCAUCUGAGUCACUGUUUCUAUGUCCAGAGAGAUAAUGUUGCAGAAAGGCCAAAUUUUUGCUUAGUCAUUUCAUUGAUGGAUCCUUUCUAGUGGUAACAGAAGACUGCAAAUGGGACAAAGAACAAGACUAUAGCCUAUAGGAACAUAUGGGGGAAUGGAAACUACUCCCUGUCUAAAGUAUAUGAUAUACAAAUAUUUUGUAGCUCAAUAGCUGGAUUGGCCAUAUGUAGAUCAGUGUAUCAUUUGUUUUACAUCAUUUGUAAAAUUUAAACCAAUCAUAUUAACUAGAUAAGGUGCAUGUUACUUUGAUUUUGAGUUCAAAUUAAUAUCAUCAGUUAAUAUGAUGUAA
Molecule: messenger RNA, 1807 nt
Organism: Hevea brasiliensis (rubber tree)
Lineage: Eukaryota; Viridiplantae; Streptophyta; Magnoliopsida; Malpighiales; Euphorbiaceae
Product: beta-glucuronosyltransferase GlcAT14B
Exons: 4
Coding region: 179-1465 (428 amino acids)
Cellular component (GO): membrane
Molecular function (GO): glucuronosyltransferase activity
Source: RefSeq, a predicted model, not a curated record